Messenger RNA from Platichthys flesus (European flounder), 2273 nucleotides. RefSeq names its product interleukin 21 receptor, tandem duplicate 1 (gene il21r.1). The record is from RefSeq and is a predicted model, not a curated record. Gene Ontology annotation, cellular component: external side of plasma membrane. Gene Ontology annotation, biological process: cytokine-mediated signaling pathway; immunoglobulin mediated immune response. Lineage: Eukaryota; Metazoa; Chordata; Actinopteri; Pleuronectiformes; Pleuronectidae. Gene Ontology annotation, molecular function: protein binding; cytokine receptor activity.
GCAGCUGUGACUCAGGCAGGUCAGGGGCAAAGGUUCUCAUUUUGAUCAGUAAGAACGGUUUCAGCUGCUGUGUGUCCUCUCGUCGAAGCGGCUGGUAACACUGGGUCGUCCCCAUGGCGCUGAAGGCUGUUUCUUUAUUGCUACUGUGGGAAAUCACUUUGCUGAUCCACUGUGUCACGUCUUUGUGUAAUGUCACCUGCUCGACGGACUAUGAAGAGUCACUGAAUUGCUCCUGUUCAGGAAUAACCACACAUCCCGUCCUGCUGCAAGUCAGCUGCAGUUGCGAUGGAGACGAUGUUGUUAGCGGCAGCUGUGAAGUCAAACGGCCUCGGUCCUGGUGCGUGAUGAACCCGGAGGAUUUCUAUAUUGCCACAAGCGUCGGGACAGUGUGCACCGCGACUGCCAGUCACCAGGGGGGUCGAGAACAAACGCAGGAGACCCAGUCCUCCAGCUGGAAUCUGAGUGAAGUGGUGAAGCCUCAGCCUCCUUCCGACGUUCGAGUGACGAACACCGACGGACUCUACAACAUCUCAUGGGCCAACCCCAACCUGGACAGGACAUGUCUCCAGUACAGGCUGCGCAUCAGAGAGAGCAAACACCCGGCAAAGGCUCCGGUUCAUUCCCUUCUCGUGGACUCCCAGUACAUCCUGUACCACAGCAAACUCCAGCCGGGUGUCAACUACACGGUGGACGUUCAGGCCAAAAUGUGCCAUAGCUACUUCCUUCAGGGUCCGUGGAGCGAGUGGAGCGCUGCCGCGGACUGGAGGACGGAAGGAGCUCCUGUGGAGGAGGAAGGGAUGAAUGAAUAUCCCUGGUUGGCUCUCAUCCCCAUCGUUACUGUCUUCGGCAUCUUUUUGUGGUGUUUCAAGAAACACUUUUUGACCAAAGGCCUCAAGGUGGUGACGUUCAUCCCCAGAGCAAACGUGUUUUUCGAGCCUCUGUACCACGACCACGGAGGAAACUUCAAGGAGUGGGUGAAGCCUAUAUUCAGCGAGUACGACUACAUGAUGGACUCUCAUGUUCAGCUGAUGAACGAGAAGCACUACGACGUCCCUCAGCGGAGCGAGGAGAAGAAGAGCUUCAGAGAGGUCAACGAGGCCAGUAAUGGCGGCCACUUCCUCCACGUGCUGCAGCCUCAGAGCAACUUGCUGCCGCCCUUCCUCGGCGACGGCAGCUCGCAGAGCACCGGCCACUCCGCCGGACACGUCUCCAUCCACACGGUGACCCUGUCCGGAGAGGAGUACGAGGAGGAAGUCAUGUCGCAGAGCUCCGUGAACACCCUCGCCAGCUACCGAGAUGGAGAAAGCUUCGGGUCGUUUGAAGAGGUCGACAGCGAGCAUGCUGGGUACGAUUCAGAGGGACCUCAGCUGGAUGGGCAAAGCGCGAUUUCACCGGAGUAUGAAAACAAAAUAUCCAUCGAGUUAUCAGAGGUUGGAAAGAUAAACUUUCAGCCACGUGCUGAGUUCAACGAGCCGGAGAGGAUUUCCCUCGACUCCUUCACCUCCAACGAGCAGUCGGAGGACGGCUACCCUCGGGUGGACCUGGACACCAUCGACAGCGGCUUCGCAGAGUGCAGCAGCCCCGGGGCCUCGGACACAGCGGAGCACAUGGACUCCGACUUAUUUCAGGAGCAAAAAAACUCCAACUCAAACUACGUGAGGCAGUGGAUGAUAUGUAACAUUAUUCAGGAGGACGCCAGCAACUCAGACUGUGAACUGCGUGAAGCACAGUGAUGAUUGUCUUUCAUCACUGCAUUGCAUUCAGCUGCGUUUAUGCAGGACUGUGACUUCGAUGCAACACUUUUCCCUUUUCACAGACACAGUUUGGAGUUCUGUGGGUCGUGCAUUUAAAACAUGGACGUCGUUGUCGGUAUUUUCUUUUGUUUUAUAAUCGUUAUUUGUGUUUGAAUAUGGUUUGAAAAUGGUCUUUCCCUUCAUGUCUCUUGCGGUGAGUUUCUCAAAUGCUCAUUCAAUGCAUCAGUCCAUUAAUGGGUCGUAAAAAAAGCAAUGAGCAUCUGUAACUAUUUGCAUGGGACCCUCCGGACCUCUUAGACACUGCAACACAGGAUCAAAACUCUGCAUUCAAGCUUUGUGCAUAAUAUCUUUGUCACUCUGUCUCUGCUCUUCAUGUUCUCAGGCUUCUUCAUGCACCAAUGCGUGCUGCCUUAUCAAGAUGUCUGAUAGCGUUCCUGUCAAGGGCCAUUAUCUGUCAUCACUGCAACCACCCGUCCUGUUUUGUGCAAUGUCCCUCAUCUCUAAAAACAAUGAUUAUUU